Messenger RNA from Chlorella variabilis, 3192 nucleotides. RefSeq lists its product as hypothetical. Bases 1 to 3192 code for a protein of 1063 amino acids. The record is from RefSeq and is a predicted model, not a curated record. The transcript has 19 exons. Gene Ontology annotation, biological process: carbohydrate metabolic process. Gene Ontology annotation, molecular function: hydrolase activity, hydrolyzing O-glycosyl compounds. NCBI's taxonomy places the organism in Eukaryota, Viridiplantae, Chlorophyta, Trebouxiophyceae, Chlorellales, Chlorellaceae.
AUGGGCGGGGGAGGCUCUGCAGCUCAGGCACAGCUGCUGGAUCCAGACCGCCCUCGCUUCCACGUGCACCCACCCCAGGGAUGGAUGAACGACCCAAAUGGCCCCGUGUUUUAUAAGGGCCGGUACCACAUGUUCUACCAGCACCUGCCCAACGCCUGCGAGUGGGCGUUUGGCAUCGUUUGGGGGCACGCCGUCAGCUCAGACCUGGUGCACUGGGAGCACCUGCCCCCCGCCCUGGUGCCCACGCCGGGCACGCUGGACGCCGACGGCUGCUUCAGCGGCAGGCACGGCUGGCUGGCGGCCAGCAUGCAUGGGGGUGUGGGGCAGGGGCUGCCUGCGUUGCCGUUGCUGCGGUGCAACCUGGAGGCGGGGCCGCUGCCGCCGCCGGAGCACGACCUUGGCAUGGUGUGGGUGGAGAGUCAGCUGGCGGCGGUGCCAGAAGACCCGGGCGACGAGCUGCUGGUUCGGUGGCGCAAGAUCGAGUCGCCCUUCCUGCACCUGCCCCCUGGCGACAUGCAGCUGACGGGCUGGCGCGACCCCUUCAUUUUCACCACCAACACGGCAGCUGCACCCACCGAGGAGGCCGGGUUUGAGGCUAAUGGUUACUCUCGAGACAUCCGCAUGCUCAUCGGCAGCGGGCUCAAGGGACAGGGCGGCACCGCUCUGGUCUACAAGUCUCGCAGUCUGCUGGGGGGGUGGGAGCUGGAGGGGACGCUGUGCGAGGCGUCAAACACAGAUACCGGGGUGGUAUGGGAGUGCCCGCUGCUGGUACCGCUGGAUCCCGUCCCGCGCAGCCAGCGCGCGCCGUCCCGCCACGUGCCGCCCUCGUGGCUCGUCCUCACCGGCCCCGCGGCCAGCGACAGCGACAGCGAGCGCAGGGACGGCUUUGGCAGCUACACCCAGUUUGCUGAGCCGGGGUCUGGAGGCUCAGCAGGCUCAGCAGGGUCUGGCGGCCGCGGCGGCGGCCGAGGCAGUACCAUCCGCUCAGCCCUGCACCUGUCCCUGCUGGACGGCUCGCCAGCAGCAGGCGGCCGCGGCGGCAGCGCAGCCUCGCCUGCCGCUGCGGCGGCCGACGCGCUCGCGGCAGGGACGGCGGCGCCGCGGCCCGCGCCUGGCAGCCUGGCGGCAACCGCGGUGGUCGCGGCCGUGACGGCCUCGGCAGCGGCAGACUUCGAUGCCCUGUCCCAGGCGUCGCUGCUGCCGCCGGGGCGGCGGCGGCGCCAGGUGGCGGGCGCCAGGCUGGCGCUGGAAAGCGCCGCCACGCUUGAGGACUGGAGCCGCUCCAACAGCACGCACACCAGCCCAGCCCAGCCCAGCCCGCUCGACCCGCUGUCCAAGGCUGACAGCCCCGACGUGCUUUCCUCCCCAGACCACAACGGGCGGCCGGGGGCCCAACAGCGCCGCGCCCAGCAGCUGCCGCCGCCGCCGCAGCAGGCGGCGGGUGCGGCCGCUGCAGGCGACGCAGGCGGCAGCUCCUGCGGCAGCAGCGACGGCGGCAGCGACGCCAGCUGCUCCAGCUCGGAGCGCGCCGCCGGGGCUGGCAGCCAGCAGCAGCAGCAGCAGCAGCGGUGCGAGGACGAGGAUCGCUUUGCCGCGGCGCUGAGCCGCGUGCGCAGCAUCCGCGCUCGCAAGCGGUCCAAGGAGCGCAGCGCCGCACGCCUCGCCUCCCUCGCCUCCGCCUCCCAACGCAGCGAGCUGGUGGCGGCCGGCGGCGGCGGCAGCAGCGGCCUGCGGGGCGCGGCUGCGGCGGAGGACUCCCCGCAGCCGCCGCGCCGCCAGUGGCACUUCUUCACCGUGUCUCCCGACGCCCCCACCAACCCGGUGCUGUACUGGAUGGGCCACGUGCAGGACACACAGGAGGCCCGCUUCGAGCUGGGUGGGGGCGGCGCCUACGCCGCCGGCCUGCUGUUCCGCUCUUAUGAAGCCGAGGCGGAGGGAGGCACCGCUCUGGUGUAUGACUGGGACAGGAAUGCUCUGGAGGCGAUCUUCAAUGUGCCGCCCAACUGGCAGCCGCAGGCGGCGGCGGUGGCGGCGGCGGCGGCGGCGUCUGCCGCCGGCGACGAGCCCGAGCACUUUGACCCCGCGCUGCUGCUCACGCCUCGCCCCAGCGUGAACAACCUGGCUGGGCUGGGCAUGAGCCGGGAGCCCUCUGCGAUCUUCUCCCCCGACGGCUUUGAGUCGGCCACCGCCUCCGCCUCAGCCACCCCCCGCACCGCCACCGCCUCGCUGGCGGGAGAGCUCAGCAGCAGCGUGCUGUCGCCGCAGCGGAGUGGCGUCAGCAUCGCGGGCGUACCGCACGUACCGCCGCUUGACCUUGGGAUCCCCGGCCUGCCGCCGCCGCCGCACCUGGGAGAGGGCGGCGGCGGCGGCGGGCUGGGAGGCGGGCUGGGAGGGCGGCCUCUGAGCGACGGGCGCACGGCGCUGGGCAUGCCGCGCGCGGGCAGCCACCCAGCCCUCUCGCAGCUGGGCACCUCGCUGCCGCGCGGCGGCUUCCUGUCGCCACGCCGCUCGCCGCAGCCGCCGCAGCCGCUGGGACAAGACACGGAUGCUGACCUGGACUUUUUGUUGGAUGAGCUGGCAGCGCCCAUGCGCGAGGCGCCGGCGCCCUUUGUGGAGCCGCGGCGCGUGGGCGGGCCGCUGCCGCUGAUGCGCCCGGCAGACCCGCUGCACCUCCGCAUUCUGGUGGAUCACUCCUGCAUUGAGGUGUACACAGGCACAGGGGAGGCGCUGAGUACCCGCAUCUAUAGGGGUCCCGCCCCUGAGGGCUGUGCGGAUGCUGGCAUCUCCUUCCUGGCCUUUGGAGGCACGGCACACAUCAAGCACUGCGUGACUUUUGAGAUGGGCUCCGCCUGGCAGCAGCCCGAGGCUGUGGCGGCCAAGGCGGCGGUGGCAGAGGCAGCCACGGCGGCCGCCGCCAGCCCCAAGCAGCCGCCGCCGCCCGCCGCUGGGUCGCCGGCGCCGGCGGCGCCGCCCGGCGGCAGGGCCGGCAGCGCGCUGACGGCGUCGCUGGCGGCGGCCAGGGGCGGCGAGGGCGGCGCGGCAGCGCCGCCCCCGGCGGGCGCAGACGGCGACGCGGCGGCGGCGGCGGCUGCACAGGCGUCGGUGGCAGCUGCGGCUGCGGACCUGCUGCUGGAGGAUCUUGUCACCAUGUGCAUCUCCCCCCAGUGCAGCACCUCGAUGAUUGGGGCCUGA